CCCUGAUUUCUUUUCGUUAAAGCAGCACAUCAUGUCGUCUUCCUGAGUUGAUUCCGUUGCUGUUUCUUUAAUGGAUUUAAGAAGAGUCUCAAUUAUCAAACCCCUCUUUUUAAAUCCUCCAAUACUCCGCCCUCUAACAUUUAUAACCACAACCACCAAUACCCAGAACCAGAAACCACCUGAUAAUGACGCCAAGGCAGCAGGAACAGCUCCUAAUCAGACUCUAAUCAAUUUGGUUUCUUCUCUUCUCUCAAACCCAUCUCUUAGUUUUUCUGAAAGCAGAAAACUUUUACUCCAAUUGUCUCCUCAUCAAUUUGAUCACUCUUUUCUUGCUCUUGGAUCAAAUGUGAACGUUAAAACUUCUUUAAAUUUCUUUCAUUUUGCUUCCAAGGCCUGUAAUUUUCAUUUCACUGUGAGUUCCUAUUGCCUUCUGAUUAGAUUGCUUGUUUCCUCCGGUCUUUCAUCACCUGCCAGGUUGCUUUUGAUUCGUUUAAUUGAUGGAAAGUUACCGGCUUUAUAUCAAAAUGAUCUCAAAACAAGGCAUUUUGAAAUUGGUUCGGUUUUUGUUCAUUUGCGUUUCACUGGUAGAGUAGUGGAUUUGUUAUUACAUGUUUAUAUUACACAGUUUAAGCAUCUUGGUUUUGGUGUUAGCGUUGAGUUGUUGAGUUUGUUGGGUGAUAAGGGUUUGUUUCCAUCUCCUAAGACUUUAAAUUUUUUGUUGAGCUCUUUAGUGAGAGGAAAUGAGAUUAAAAUGUGUUAUCAAGUGUUUGAUAUUAUGUGUCGUGGCGGUGUUGUUCUCGAUGUGUACUUGUUUAGUACUAUGAUUAAUGUGUUUUGUAUCGGACGUAGAGUGGAUGAUGCUCUUGAAUUGUUUGUUAAAAUGGGGGAGGUGGGUGUUGCUCCGAAUGUUGUUACUUAUAAUAAUAUUAUACAUGGGUUAUGCAAGAAUGGGAGAUUAGAUGAGGCGUUUCUGUUUAAAGAAAAGAUGGUUAAAGAGAGAGUGCAACCGAGUCUUGUAACUUACGGCGUACUCAUUAAUGGUUUGGUUAAAUUGGAAAGAUUUGACGAAGCUAACUGUAUUUUGAAGGAAAUGACUGAUAGAGGUUUUUCGCCUAACAAUGUUGUGUACAACACAUUAAUUGAUGGAUAUUGUAGGAUAGGUAAUAUUAGCUUGGCACUACAAAUUAGAGACCAUAUGAUUACCAAUGGUUUCUGUCCCAAUUCAGUUACUUGCAAUUCACUUAUACAAGGUUUUUGCAAGAGUAAUCAAAUAGAAAAUGCGGAAUGUCUUUUGGAGGAAAUGUUAUCAGGAGGUUGUCUAGUGAUAAAUCAGGGUGCAUUUACUUCAGUUAUUCAUCAGCUAUGUUUGAAGGGUAGGUUCGACUCUGCUCUUCGUUUUGUUAGGGAGAUGUUAAUAAGAAACUUAAAGCCUAAUGAUAGUUUGCUGACUGUGUUGGUAUCUGGACUCUGUCAGAAUGGUAAGCAAUCUGAGGCAAUUGAACUUUGGUAUGGGCUAUUUGAGAAAGGUUUUGCAGCCACUGCAAUAACCUCAAAUGCUCUAAUUCAUGGACUUUGUGAAGCUGGUAGCACGCAAGAUGCUGCCAAGCUUCUCAAGGAUAUGUUAGACAGAGGUUUAGUGUUGGACAGGAUCUCAUAUAACUCGCUUAUACUGGGGUGCUGCAAAGAAGGUAAAGUUGAGGAAGGCUUUAAACUUAAGGAAGAGAUGGUCACAAGGGGAAUUCGUCCAGACACAUGUACAUAUAAUUUGCUUCUACAUGGGCUUUUUAAUACAGGUAAAAUAGAAGAAGCUGGCAGGCUUUGGCAUGAAUGCAAAAUAAAUGGUCAUGUUCCAAAUGUUUAUACAUAUGGGGUGAUGAUUGAUGGAUACUGUAAAGCCAACGAAGUUAAAGAGGGUGAGAAGUUGUUUACAGAGAUGAUUUCUACAAAAAUGGAACUAAAUUCUGUAGUUCACAAUAUACUAAUCCGAGCAUAUUGUAAUAAUGGGAAUAUGAUGGAAGCCUUUAGACUUAGAGAUGACAUGAGAAGUAGAGACAUUCCGCGAACCUCUGCCACUUAUUCUUCUCUUAUAUAUGGACUCUCCAAUAUUGGUCUCGCCGACAAUGCAAAUCAACUUCUCGAUGAAAUGAGAAAGGAGGGCAUUUUACCUAAUGUCAUUUGCUAUACUGCCCUUAUUGGUGGUUACUGUAAGCUAGGGCAGAUGCAUAAAGUUGAUAAUGUUUUGCAGGAAAUGUCAUUGAAUAACAUUGAUCCUAAUAAAAUUACUUACACUGUCAUGAUAAAUGGGUAUUGUAAGUUGGGGAAUAUGACACAAGCAGUUAAGCUUCUGAAUGAGAUGGAUCAAAAAGGAAUCGUUCCUGAUGCCAUCACAUAUAAUGCCCUUACACAUGGGUUUUGCAAAGAAGGGAAGGUAGAGGAAGCUCUUAGAGUUUGUGAUCUUAUGUCCACCAAAGGAGUAUUUCUAGAUGAAAUUACAUAUACAACAUUGAUAGAUGGGUGGCGUCUGCCAUCAGUAGUCACGAACCAGGAAUAAUCAAUACUUCAGCUAAGGUUAUAUAUCUGACAAAGUUUCGUAUCAAAUAUGGUACAGAUAUCACUAGCUUAUCUACAAACUGAAGCUGACCACGGGCAGUGGAAUAGCAUGCUCUUCGGUUCUCUUUCAAAUUCAAAGUAUUGUUAUUGAACUUCAAGGGGUGCUUAUUGUGGAAUGGAAACUGGUUCUUUGCACCACAAGCUUGGCUUAAGCUAUACUAAUAUAAGAUAAGCCAUGUGAACUCAUCCUUGGAGGGGGUGUUGCUCUUUUGUUAACCAGGUGAAUAUGAUGCUGAAAAGUCAUAAAAAUGCUCACCCACACAAGGGAUGUGCAAUGGAGAGCCAGUUGACGUGGCUGAUUAUUCUAAUUUUUUUAGAGAUUUUGAGGGGCCAACAUGAGCAUGCACCUAGAGAGGUCUAUGAGAACUCUUUCACCAUAUUUCAAGUACCUUUGCUAAGAAUAUCCGGCGUCGUUGUCUAGCCUAAAUCCGAGAACUGUGCUUCCACCUUGCAAAUAGCAUCACCUAAAGAGACCUGACUCUUUGUGCAGAAACUAUUGGAUUAAAUGAUACACCCAAAAUUUCGACUUCCCUGAUUCAGAGAAUUUCUGAAUGGAGAUGUGGAAACAAAUUGAGAUGGAAGACAUCACAGUUGAAGAUGACUGGCUGACAUGGGUUCAAAAAUAAGGUCAGACUCGAGGGCUGCAGCUAAUUCUGGCCAUAUGAUUGCUGACACAGUCCAUGAGCCAUCGCCCUGAGCACUUGGUCUUUGGUUAAAGUAGCCAACUCCAAUUUUUUCUAUUGUAGAACAGACUGUGCCUAAAGCAGGACUGCCAAACCCAAAGUUAAGUUCAGCUACCGGGAACCUCCUACCUGAUGACAACACAAUGGCUGGGCCGCCACAUCCUAACACGAUAUUUGGCAGCAUCAAACCAGGCCUGUGGCAUUCAACCCAAUCAAUUACAUCCUGGAAAUGCUCCUCAUUGGUAACCUUUAGUAUGGCUUCAUGAACAUUUGUAGCAAUAUCUGAAAGGGAUCCUUGUUUGAGUUGUGCAACACUUGCCUCUCCAACAGUCACAGACAGUAUGUUUCCGAUGUAGUUCGACAUUGAAUUCUGAUUUCCAUAUAUUCGACCGCGGCCAUCAACUAACCAUCCCAUCUUGCACCUAUCAUGCUUUUCAUCAAUAGCUGUGACCAUAAUCUUCCAUAUGUAGGCUGAGAAGGCCUCAAUUUUGGUUCUCUUGCUGCCAUUUAGCAAUAUGUUGCAGCUUAUUGAUGCUGGAGACAUCAAUAUGGUAAAGCCGCUUAAGCAAGAUGUUCUUUUGCGGUAUGGUUUUAAUGUCUUCGAUUGUACACUUAACAAAAAUAUGAUCCAAAGAAGGAUGAUAAAUCGGUGGGCAACGCGGAUAAAGUUCUCUUUGAUGGUUAGGAAUGCAAGACAGCGUCUUGUUUUGAGCAAUUUCAGACCAUGAGAACAAGAAUUUGCCAAAAGAAGUUGCGUCACCUAGUGCAUGAUCAAAUGUGAAUGUUAUUGAAAUGCCACCGCAACUGUAACUUGUGACUUGGAUGUGCAAAGGGAAAUCAGAGUCGAUUGAAACAAGUUUGCUUUGCAGAAAAUGAUUAAGAUUGUAGAAGUCUAGUUUCUUCAAGGAGAUAUCGGCAUGGCCUUCGAUCAACAGAGCACCAUCGUUAUUGCAUAUGAUCUCAGGCUCCGUAGUUAUUGGAUUUUGAACUAUUCGACCAGCAAAGGGGUAGUAGUAACUCAGAGUUUCAGCAAGGGAGCGCUUUAGAGAGUUGAUGAUAGUGGGAAAGCUAGCAGUUUGCGGGUUAGGAUAGAAGUACAAGUAUGUAACAGGAAAACGGCCGGAAAGUAGGUCGAGGUGGGAUAGGGCUAGUAUAUAAGGCUUCUGCAAUUGCUUGCUUGCUUUAACAAUGCUCUUUCCAGUGAUGUGAACUUCCAACUUUCCUGCUUCUGCCUCCAUUUGACAAAUUUUGUUAUCUAGUUGUAAAUUGUAAUGAAUAAAUUUAUAGAAAGCAAGAUUACGUGUGAAGAA
This is a messenger RNA of Mercurialis annua (annual mercury), 4603 nucleotides long. Its product is annotated as pentatricopeptide repeat-containing protein At4g19440, chloroplastic. NCBI's taxonomy places the organism in Eukaryota, Viridiplantae, Streptophyta, Magnoliopsida, Malpighiales, Euphorbiaceae. The coding region runs from base 71 to 2551 and encodes 826 amino acids. The transcript is spliced from 8 exons. The record is from RefSeq and is a predicted model, not a curated record. Gene Ontology annotation, molecular function: protein binding.